UCCACUGAAGCAGAGGAGAAGGUCGUUACCCAAUAAACCUCGGCGCCGUUUAUACUUUCUCAUUCUGCUUCAUCAACUUCAAUGGCGGAAGAGAAUUCAAGGAGCAAGAAAACGAUUCCACCGUAUAUGAAGGCCAUUUCUGGCUCAUUAGGUGGAAUCGUUGAAGCCAGUUGUUUGCAACCGAUCGACGUUAUCAAAACCCGGCUUCAACUGGACCGGGCCGGUGCUUACAAGGGGAUUGUCCACUGCGGUUCUACCAUUGUUAAUAACGAAGGUGUAAGGGCUUUGUGGAAAGGAUUGACGCCAUUCGCUACUCAUUUGACUCUCAAGUAUGCGUUGCGUAUGGGUUCAAAUGCGGUUUUUCAGACAGCUUUUAAGGACUCGGAAACGGGUAAGCUUAGCCCGCAAGGUCGGUUGAUGGCUGGUUUUGGUGCUGGUGUGCUUGAAGCUCUUGUUAUUGUCACGCCCUUUGAGGUGGUGAAGAUUAGACUACAGCAGCAGAGAGGAUUAAGUCCUGAGCUAUUGCGAUACAAGGGACCUGUACACUGUGCUCGUAUGAUUGUUCGUGAAGAAGGCAUUCUCGGUCUCUGGGCAGGUGCGUCGCCAACAGUUAUGCGUAAUGGUACGAAUCAGGCCGCCAUGUUUACAGCCAAGAAUGCAUUUGACACAAUAUUGUGGAAGAAACAUGAAGGUGAUGGGAAAGUUCUUCAUCCAUGGCAGUCUAUGAUAUCAGGAUUCCUGGCAGGGACAGCUGGUCCUAUAUGCACCGGUCCAUUUGACGUUGUGAAAACAAGGCUCAUGGCUCAGAGUAAAUCUGUGGGCGAGUUGAAGUACAGAGGAAUGUUUCAUGCCAUCGCAACAAUACAUGCAGAAGAAGGAUUACGUGCCUUAUGGAAAGGACUAAUUCCCCGGCUCAUGAGGAUCCCACCUGGACAGGCGAUUAUGUGGGCUGUGGCUGACCAAAUAACUGGCUUUUACGAGAGGACAUACUUGACAAAUGCACCCUUAUAGUAGGUACUACUACAGUUUUGUCUUCGCCUUUCUUAGUUCAUUUUUCUGGCAGAAGCUCAGCUAGUUUUUCCCUUUAUAGUUUCUGUAGCUAUUGUUUGAAGGCGAAAAGAAGAUGACGCUACGCCUUAUCCACAUUUUUACUGAGAUCCCGCAACCUUAACAAUGUUUGUCUAGACUACCUCUAUCUUCACAGGCUGAGGAACUGAGUUUUGCAGUAAAAUUGAAAUCUUUAAGUCUCAUUUUGAUAUGUACUGAGGAUAGAAAUCCUAACUGGUGUGAUUCAAGUGCUUGAGA
Solanum verrucosum is the source of this 1305-nucleotide messenger RNA. Its product is annotated as mitochondrial succinate-fumarate transporter 1. Gene Ontology annotation, biological process: fumarate transport; transmembrane transport; succinate transport. Bases 82 to 1011 code for a protein of 309 amino acids. The record is from RefSeq and is a predicted model, not a curated record. The transcript is spliced from 2 exons. NCBI's taxonomy places the organism in Eukaryota, Viridiplantae, Streptophyta, Magnoliopsida, Solanales, Solanaceae.